Oreochromis aureus is the source of this 1004-nucleotide messenger RNA. Its product is annotated as NACHT, LRR and PYD domains-containing protein 3-like. NCBI's taxonomy places the organism in Eukaryota, Metazoa, Chordata, Actinopteri, Cichliformes, Cichlidae. The record is from RefSeq and is a predicted model, not a curated record. The transcript has 3 exons. Bases 279 to 989 code for a protein of 236 amino acids.
GACUGUACCAGGACAAGGUGUUCUGCUUCAUCCAUCUGAGUGUUCAGGAGUUUCUGGCUGCUCUUCAUGUCCACCUGACCUUCAUCAACUCUGGACACAAUCUGCUGGAAGAACAACAAACCUCCCAGAAGUCUGAAACAGGAGAAUCUGCAGAGAAACACUUCUACCAGAGUGCUGUGGACAAGGCCUUACAGAGUCCAAAUGGACACCUGGACUUGUUCCUCCGCUUCCUCCUGGGUCUUUCACUGCAGACCAAUCAGACUCUCCUACGAGCCCUGAUGUCACAGACAGGAAGUAUCUCAGGAAUCACUCUAGCAACAGUCCAGUACAUUAAGAUGGAGCUCAGUAAGAAUCUGUCUGCAGAGAAAAGCAUCAAUCUGAUCCACUGUCUGAAUGAACUGAAUGAUCGUUCUCUAGUGGAGGAGAUCCAACAGCACAGGACUUCAGGAAGUCUCUCCACAGGUAAACUGUCUCCUGCUCAGUGCUCAGCUCUGACCUUCAUCUUACUGUCAUCAGAAGAAGAUCUGGAUGAGUUUGACUUCAAGAAAUACUCUACUUCAGAGGAGGCUCUUCUGAGAAUGCUGCCAGUGGUCAAAGCCUCCAACAAAGCUCUACUGAGCAGCUGUAACCUCUCAGAGGAAGGCUGUGAAAAGUUAUUGUCAGUGGUCAGCUCCCAGUCCUGUAGUCUGAGAGAGCUGGACCUGAGUACCAACAGCCUGAAGGCUUCAGCAGUAAAGCUUCUGUCUGCUGCAGUGGAGAGUCCACACGCCAAACUGAAUGUUCUGAGACUUAACAUCUGUGAACUCUCAGAGAGCCGCUGUAAAGCUCUGUCCUCAGUUCUCAGCUCACAGUCCUCUAGUCUGACAGAGCUGGACCUGAGUAUCAGAAAGCUGCAGGAUUCAGGAGUGAAGCUUCUGUCUGUUGGACUACAACGUUUAAACUGUAAACUGAAUACUCUGAGGUCAGAUCAGAAAACAUUUUGUUUUUAGAAUUAUUAAUUAAAG